GUCCACAGUGUCUGGUCAUGCCCUGUACUGUCUGCAGUCUCUGGUCAUCCCCUGUACUGUCCACAGUCUCUGGUCAUCCCCUGUACUGUCCGCAGUCUCUGGUCAUCCCCUGUACUGUCCGCAGUCUCUGGUCAUCCCCUGUACUUGUCAAGUACUGUCCGCAGUCUCUGGUCAUCCCCUGUACUGUCCGCAGUCUCUGGUCAUCCCCUGUUCUGUCCGCAGUCUCUGGUCAUCCCCUGUACUGUCUGCAGUCUCUGGUCAUCUCCUGUACUGUGUCCACAGUCUCUGAUCCAUCUCCUGUACUAUGUCCGCACUCUCGGGUCAUCUCCUGUAGUAUGUCCGCAGUCUCUGGUCAUCUCCUGUACUAUGUUUGCAGUCGCUGGUCCAUCUCCUGUACUGUGUCCGCAGUCUCUGGUCAUCUCCUGUACUAUGUCCGCAGUCUCUGGUCAUCUCCUGUAGUAUGUCCGCAGUCUCUGGUCAUCUCCUGUACUAUGUCUGCAGUCUCUGGUCCAUCUCUUGUACUGUGUCCGCAGUCUCUGGUCAUCUCCUGUACUAUGUCCGCAGUCUCUGGUCCUUCUCCUGUACUGUGUCCACAGUCUUUGGUCAUCUCU
Messenger RNA from Staurois parvus, 611 nucleotides. NCBI's taxonomy places the organism in Eukaryota, Metazoa, Chordata, Amphibia, Anura, Ranidae. The record is from the annotation of a GenBank genome assembly.